CCCCCUUUUUCUGGGGGAUAUUACAUUCCUCACACCACCUGGGGGUCAUCCUCUCCCGAAAUGUAAUUCUGGGACCUCCACGGAAUACGAUUAAUCCAUCAAAUCUGGCUGGAUUAUGUGGCUGGCUCCCAUUUUAGUUUUAUCACUGUCACUGCAGGCUUCGGUUGGGUUACUUGAGGGAAAAGGGAGAAUUCAUCCUAGAAAUAACACCUCAACAACAGUGUACCCUUCAAAACGGAAGGAAGCCAAGCAGCCCGCAACGCCAUUUGACUUUCCGUCACAAGAUGAGAUUGAAAGGCUGAUUAGAGAAGAAGGAUUUUUCAUGGCAGUUCUAACAAAGCUUAUAGAACUUUUCUACGGAAUGUUGACGGCUCCGUUCCGUUGGGUGUUCCGUGUAUUUGAGCUGAUUGUAACCAUUCUGAAACUGGCGGCAGAAAGCUUCCGACAACUGAAACACCCGCCCAAUAAGAGAAGUUGAUGAAGUUAGACAAAGACAAGAAAAAAUCUAAGGGAAUAAUAAUCACCGUUGAAACACCACAUAUAGAAACUGAAAAUAUCAAAAUAAUCACUUUUGAAAAACCUUCGAAGAGUUCAACUAUAAAAUUUACCUUAUAACAUUUUUGCUGUCAACAAAAUUUACCUCUUUAAGUACAAAUAUA
Molecule: messenger RNA, 659 nt
Organism: Macrosteles quadrilineatus (aster leafhopper)
Lineage: Eukaryota; Metazoa; Arthropoda; Insecta; Hemiptera; Cicadellidae
Exons: 4
Coding region: 116-478 (120 amino acids)
Source: RefSeq, a predicted model, not a curated record